UACUGAUGCCCUUCUCAAUCUACAGGGGAAGUACAGGUAUUCCUAUAGACUAUAUAGGUUGCCUACCAGCCCCUGCUGCUGUGUUUUUACCUGCCGAUUUUAUGAACAGUUAAAUCACAGGAGCAGGCUGAAGCAGGGUUGUGUGUGUGUGUGUGUCUGUCUGUCUGUCUGUCUGUCAUUUGACAAUCUUGGCAGAGAUUCUCCUUCAUCUAAUCCUAUGACAUGGGGAUGCACCAGAACACCAUUGCAUGUAUCACACACAUUAAGCGCAAAGACAUGGUUUCCUGCUCUAAAAGAGUAUACAAUGAAAACAUAAAAUCAGUGCCAAGUGAACAUAAAAAUCAAAAGGAAAGCCAGUAAAGUGUAAGCCCAGACUGGUCUGGUCAGCAAAAUAGGCAGGGGAUUCCUCACCCCCCAGUUACUACCCAGCCUGUGCCAAGAUUUGCACAAGCACUGGAUAGAGGGAUAAAAUAGACUGCCACAAAGCAAGUCAGACACAUAUGUUAUCUAGCCCAGAAUGAUCUAGAAACCGUGACAGGCAUACAGACUCAACACACGAUUCAUCCAACUUUUUAGUGAGGGUAGCUUGAAAGCAAAAGAAUAAAUGACUCAUGUUUCCUCUUGUCAUUCUUCUGUGUUUCAUUCAAAGCUGAAGAUGUGUGUAUUUCCUGUAGAGAUACAGUUCCCCACACAUCCUGAAGCAUGGAGAAGAACACCUGUCACCCCAGGGGAGAAUGUGUGUGUGCAUCUCCCAAGCUUUGGAGCUCAUCUAAAACCACUUUGACAGUUUGGAGUAAAGAUAAAGGAGUCUGCUCCUAUCCUUCCAGGAGCACCCUCUUAUAUUAUGGUGAUCUUGGCAACAGGAACUCAUGGUUUAAACUGAAUUGUAAAUGUCCCUUUCUGGCAGCUGUAAAUGAUAUGAUGCCAGGAUGCAGGAGCCCUUACUUACCCAGAGCUUUCCCAGGAGGUUUUUCACACAUAGCUUUAUGCCCCGGGGUAUCUGAAGAGUGAAUCUGCUUCGCAGCAGAUUCGCAAGAUGUUUACUUCAGGGAUUAAAUUGACACUUUACAUAGCUGUGGGAUCUUCCUGCACUCCCUGAAAUCUUUCUCCUAUGUGCAGUCCUACUGUUUGUUUCAAUUUUCCCCCUCCAACCAAUCACAUCCCAGGAGGAGGUGUGAGGCGGGUGCCUCCCUUCAGCAUUAUUAUUUUUUAGUUUGACAUCCAGGUGGAUGUCCGCAAAAGUGACAAGUCAAAGCAACAGAACUUAACCCCAAUCUGCAGUCUCCAUUGUUAAGCUUCCAAACAUCUGCAUAUCCAAACAUCUGCAUAUGGAAGCUGUAUUGCUAUUGUGACCAAACUUUGAAGACACACAUUUUGCUUGUGCUUGCGUUUAACUCAGGAAUUCCUCUCUCCCUCCUCCCCUUCUGGACUCCAUAGAAUUGCAUCAAUCUGCCACAACCCCUCCUCCUGCCUCCAGUGCUUGCAAUUGCAAAUCACUCAAAGAACACAGCAGACUGAGCUGUCAGACUCUCCUUUGCUGACAGCUGGGUGGAUUUAUGGAAAUCCACUCAGCAGACUUUUUUUUUUUAAAACCACAAAAGUGUGAGUAAGCUGAAUAGUUGGCAAUGGCCCCUCUGCACAUCAAAGGAAAACGUUGGGUUUUCUUCAAGAGCCGCUGGAAAUACAGGAUUUUUUAAAAAGCCGGACAUACUUCAGGGUAAGCCAGAAUGCCCAGCCUCGCUUUGGGGGGAAACAGAGUCAUGUCUGUUCUGGCCCAUGAUACGUCAGGGUAAAUACAACUAAUAUGUGGACUGGCACACUCCAAUCCAGAGUGGAUUUGAAUUAAAAGUCAUGUGGGUAAAGCCUCCAGACAGCAGGCUUUACCACAAGUUUUCUGUGAAGCUUUACUGCGAGUUCAAAGUUGCAAAAAAACAAAACAAAACAAAACAAAUGCAAAAAGUGGAUUUGUUUACCCUGGAUAUAAAUCAGGCUACACUUUAAUGCCCAAUGAGAUGCCUGAAUUGUGUGUUAAGGGCUCCCUGAGUUUGCAGGGACUUCGGGGUGAAUUUGACAGAUAUGUGAAUGCACAGCUCCAUUCUGGACGAGAUGCAAACUAACAGCCGGGUGUGAAAAAGUUGCUGGACAAUAUCACUCACCCUCUGAAUCAAAGAGCACGACCUCAUUACAUUCUACAGACUGUCCCGGUUCAACCACAGAUAGCCUGCAGCUUCCUUUCCUUACAAUAUGGUACUAUUUAUCCAUCCCUACCAGGUUUCCUAGGAGCUCCUAAAUUAGUUCGCACUUAAUAGCAAUUUAAACAGCAUACUAGUUGGGACUCUUCUUUGUUGAAGAUUUAUGCUCUGGUAUCAAAAUAAGUUAAGCUUGAGGGCCAGACUAGAUGUUGCUUUAUGCACAUGACUGAGGCUAGCAUGCUUAUGCAUUCAUUAAGCAGCAAAUGAAUGAUAGGGUCUCUAAUGGAUCAGGAUGCAGGGGUGCGGGAGGGAGGGACCCGCUGUCACAGUCCUCCUAAUUCAGAUCCUCUCAUAGCUAAGCUGCUCUUUGCCUUUGGGGGAAAGGUCCCAUUGGAGCCAUUGGGUGGGAUCUGGUUGCUAUUUACUGUAUAAAAAACAAGGUGUAUUUAUGUGCUUGAAGUAACCUGCAUGUAUAUAAGGAAAUAAAUAACCUAAAGGCAGAAACCUAAAGAACUUUUCUGAUGCAUGCUGGGGGAGACACAUUAACAUUCAGUUCCACAGAUCUCCUAUUCAAUAGGCCUUAGGUCUGGACAUAAGUUGAAGAAAUCUUUGCUUCAGCCAGCAUGAUCUUGAUGCCAACUGCUCAUCUGCUGGAACUUUUGUGUCAAGCUAUAUCUUAAACCUAGGUCAUUUUGACUUGUUUUGCAAUGCAGUGUAUGCAGUGACUCAGCAAUUUAAUGGAAACUGUUUCUUCUUUUAAGGUAGGAAUCCUAUGCACACUUACUUGGAAAAGAGUUUCAGUUGAGUUCAGUGGGACUUUUUUUCACUAAACAGAAGGAUCAGGUUGCAAAGCAUGGGGUGUAGAAAAUGAAACUAUUACAGGAGUUAUCAAGGAAUUAAAUGAACAUGUCUGUUAUCCAAAUCAAAUUGCUUAGGAUCUCUAAAAUAGAAUUUUAUCUGCCUUAACUCUGUCCCAACAUUCAUGCCAAAAUUCACUUUAAAAAACCCCAAAUAAUCAGAGGACACGUGCAUCUGCAAAAAUAAAAACAAUGGUCAGAUUGCAUGAACAGUAUCAUAUGCAAAGCCAUAACACAAGUUUCUUGUGAAUCGGUAAUUAUUCCCCUACUUGUAAGAAUUUAAACUUCAACGCUGUCUAACAGUAACAACUAAACACAAUCUGCUUCCAGUGGAUAAAUAUUAAGAGAGAAGACUGCCCAUAGGGAAGUAUCUCUUAAGAGAAGCAGAUAAGGCAUAGAAUUGCCCAGAUUGGCUCAAAACUAUGAUGAUCCCAUCUCUCUCAUAUUGUCCUUGGGUCAGGAUUAAGGCGCUCAUGUUGUGUCAGAAUGUACUUCCUUGACUUUAUUCUUUCAGUCACCCAUGCUGAUUGCGUGGGUGCUGAACGAUUGCUAUUCCCACUUUUGUCCAUUUCCCUGUUGCGAAGCAACAGGCAUUUAUAGAAAGAUGAUUGGCAGGUUUUUUUACUGUUGCUAAGCAACCCACUCUGGAGCUGAAAUAGUGGGUUUGUUUUUAGAAUUGGAAUGCCAGUCUGAAGGAAUGGUGCCUCUCCCCUUCCUUCCUUCCUUCUUAUUGCUGAAAGCGCUUGGCAGAUAUGCAAGAACCAAAUCCAUCCUCACUUCCUUUCUCAAGGUGCCCUUGAUGUUUGGCUUUUUGUAUCUCUUUGUAUGCUCCCUGGAUGUGCUGAGCUCUGCCUUCCAGCUGGCAGGAGGUAAAGUAGCAGGAGACAUUUUCAAGGACAACACUAUCCUCUCCAACCCAGUGGCAGGACUUGUGGUGGGAAUCCUUGUCACUGUCCUGGUCCAGAGCUCAAGCACCUCUACCUCCAUCAUUGUCAGCAUGGUUUCUUCAGGGCUGCUGGAGGUAGGUUCUGCCAUCCCCAUCAUCAUGGGCUCCAAUAUCGGCACCUCAGUCACCAACACCAUUGUGGCACUCAUGCAGGCUGGUGACAGAAAUGAAUUUGAGAGGGCCUUUGCAGGUGCCACUAUCCAUGACUGCUUUAACUGGCUGUCAGUGCUGGUUUUGCUGCCUCUUGAGGUAGCCAGCGGCUAUCUGCACCACAUCACCAAGAUUGCUGUGGCAACUCUCAGCUUCCGUAGUGGACAGGAUGCUCCAGAGUUGCUGAAGGUCAUCACAGAACCCUUCACUGGCCUCAUUAUCCAGCUGGAUAGGUCAGUGAUCACAGGCAUUGCCACAGGGGAUGAAAGCUUACACAACAAGAGUCUGAUCCGGGUGUGGUGUGAAGCACUAGCCCCACAGAUUCCUUCCACAGGCACUAGAGGAAGGCUCCUGAACUGCAGCUCCCUCGCUCCAUGCAGUCUGGAAAGUGCUGGGAACCACAGCAGUGCCAUGCAACAGAAAUGCAAUCACCUCUUUGUGGAUUCCUCUCUGCCAGAUUUGGCUGUGGGCCUCAUGCUGCUGGCUGGCUCACUGAUUGUGCUGUGUACCUGCCUUAUCAUGCUGGUCAAACUGCUCAACUCUGUGCUCAAAGGCCAGGUGGCCAGAGCUAUCCAGAAGGUCAUCAACACAGAUCUGCCAUCCCCUUUCGGCUGGGCCACUGGUUACUUCGCCAUGGUUGUUGGUGCUGGAAUGACUUUUGUGGUACAGAGCAGCUCAGUCUUCACUUCAGCAAUCACCCCACUAAUUGGCCUUGGAGUGAUUAGCUUAGAGCGUGCAUACCCACUCACCCUGGGUUCCAACAUCGGAACGACCACUACUGCUAUUCUAGCUGCCCUGGCCAGUCCAGGAGACAAGUUGGCUAGUGCUUUCCAGAUUGCCCUCUGCCAUUUCUUCUUCAACAUCUCUGGAAUCUUGCUGUGGUAUCCACUGCCUUGCACCCGCCUGCCCAUCCACAUGGCCAGAGCGCUUGGUGAGCGUACAGCCAAAUACCGCUGGUUUGCAGUUGUCUACCUGAUCAUCUGCUUCCUGUUAUUGCCCUCUUUGGUUUUCGGACUCUCCAUGGCAGGUUGGCGGGUCCUAGUGGGCGUGGGAGCCCCUUGUCUGAGCCUUCUGGCCUGUGUGAUCUUGGUUAACAUAAUGCAGGUACGCAGCCCCAGCCGAUUGCCCAAAUGGCUUCAGAACUGGAACUUCCUACCCCACUGGCUGCACUCCCUGAAACCCAUGGAUGGGCUCAUCACCAGAGCUACGCUGUGCUGCACUGAUCACUACUCAGGCAGCCCAGAUGGACACAGCGAAACAUCUCCUCAGAUUAAAGCCAGAGCAGGCCUGCACAAUCCUGCACUCACCCUCAGAGAGGAAUUGUCUCUACCACCAAGACCCUCACCCUGGCUAAGUUCCAAGCAAGUGCAGAGCACUACCCGUCUGUAGCCUGGAGCACAGCUCUCUGUUGCCUGCAAAUGGUGCUUCCUCAGCAGAAAAGCAAUGAUAGACUCAACCUCUGGAUCAAGAUCGUGCCACCGCCGCUGUGCAGGGGGUGCAUGUUGACUAUGAGUGUUUGUGACUGCAGAUAUGGCUACCACUGUAUUUCUGCUAUGUGCAUCUGUUGUGGGUGCAGCUGCCGUUGCGCAUGACUUUAUCUGGGAUGUCCGUAUGCCUAUGACAAUGCAUGCGACUGUAAAUCUUUGUGUGCAGUGUGCUUCAGUGAAUGUGUAUGAAACUGACCUUCAGCCUCAACAACUCUAUUUGCACCUUUCAGCAUGAAGGAUGUGUAUGCCUUGCACUGGAUAUCCUGUUCUGAACUGUCUUUGAAAUCUGAAUAAUACCUGAACUCCAUAUUUUCUGCAUAAUGGCAGCAGGAAAGAGAAUCCUGUGGUGGUACUGGUGCUUGCCCUAAGCAUGAACUUUUUUUUUUUUUUGGCAGGAUGCAAAAUUCUUUUGCAAUAUUAAGCAUAAUGAAGUAGUGGUGCUUGGAGAGCAUUCUCCACUUUCCUGUCUUGACAGGGAUCAAUGUUAUUGUGUUAGUAGCCUCUUACCUACCUCUUCACUCUUAGACUGAACGUUCUUGGGGGGCAAGUCAUGUCACAGUACCUGGCACAAUAUUCCUUUGUCUACAACUGAGGCUCCUAGAUACUGCUGCCAUAAUAUUUAAUGAAAAUAAAUGUAGAAUUACUAUGUAAUAUCUUGUUAUCUUUACAUCCAUGGUUCCUUUAUUUCUAGAAAAUAAUUCUAGACUGUUUUCAAGGUGGGCUAUUAAGGAUGUGAUCUGGCAAGUUGUUUGUAGGUGUUUGUUUCCCACAGUGAAACAAUUGACUCAAAAGCUGAGGGUUGCUUUAUACCGCAAAUGCAGAAUUCACAAGUCUGAUAUGAAUGCAGACCCAGGGAGGAAAAUUCAACUAGCUGGAAAGUCCCUGCGAUGUUUUACCUUUUAUCAAACACUUCAAGUUACAUUAUUCAUGUAACAUAUUAAGUAGCUGCCAUUUGCUGCAAUAUUGGUAGCACUGAGAUGGUGCAAAAUCUCUGUACAUGUGUAAAUGUGGGAAAAUGCAUAUAUUUUGUUAUGUGACUCCUCUGCUCAAACUAUAAACCAGUUUUCGUUCAAAUGAAAAUCCAGAUUGUGACGAAUGUGAUGUUUAUCAUUAACAAAAUGUAGGACAGCAUUCUCUUUGUCACUAUACCCCAUCUCAGCCAAAGUACAGCUGAGGGUUAGAAUGCGUAUCAAGAACUAUCUGUAGUCAGUAUUAGCUAAUUAAAACACUGUCCUUUAAAAAGAAACAAUUUCCUUUGUAUUUUGGGAACAUAGGAAGUCCUGUAUGAAAGGACUUAAUCCUAUUAAUCACAAUGUGAAUGCUUGAGAAAAUAUAUUUUGGGGGAAGAAUCUGAUGUGUUAUCUCUGCUCUGCUGCAGGCAGACUCUGCUGCAGGCAGACUCUGAAUUGUCAUUUAACAGCAACACCGAAUUAUUAUUUUGUAAAUUGAGCUGUGAAGUCCAUGUCAUUUUAUACACUUAAAGCAAUAUUAGAAAUGCUUAUUAAUUGCUUUAUAAAAUGUUUCCAAUAAUUCUGUACCCUACAAAAUAAAUAUUUUCA
This is a messenger RNA of Hemicordylus capensis (graceful crag lizard), 7191 nucleotides long. It is a transcript of the gene SLC34A1, whose product is annotated as solute carrier family 34 member 1. Gene Ontology annotation, cellular component: brush border; vesicle; apical plasma membrane. The record is from RefSeq and is a predicted model, not a curated record. Gene Ontology annotation, molecular function: sodium:phosphate symporter activity. The coding region runs from base 3747 to 5534 and encodes 595 amino acids. Gene Ontology annotation, biological process: sodium-dependent phosphate transport; intracellular phosphate ion homeostasis. NCBI's taxonomy places the organism in Eukaryota, Metazoa, Chordata, Lepidosauria, Squamata, Cordylidae. The transcript is spliced from 11 exons.